Molecule: messenger RNA, 327 nt
Organism: Angiostrongylus costaricensis
Lineage: Eukaryota; Metazoa; Nematoda; Chromadorea; Rhabditida; Metastrongylidae
Source: the annotation of a GenBank genome assembly
AUGGGAGCGACGGUUUCUUUGGCGAAAGCUGCCCCUCGUGAUUCGGACAUUACCACUACGAAGGAUGGAGGAAAAAGGCUCUCAUCUGAUGCCCGAAGUCGAGUCGCGCGCCCACCACAUGAAGCGCAAACCAUGGCAGGAAAUCUCCGCCUGUCUCAAAUGGAUCAUCUUCUUGGCGAAAUUUCUGGUCUUUUUAUGUGGAGCUGGGAUUUUUGUUUUCGGUGUGUACUGAUGACUAUGGUUUCGGUGUGUGUGUUAUUCGUCAAGGACUUUGGUGAAAUCAAACUGCUCGAUGUUUUUUCAAUGCGGCGAUUUUACUUCCCUUAA